AAAAAAGCGAACCAAGCGAGCCGCUGUGAGAGGCUCAGCUGAAAGCCUUUUCAAUGACCCUAUGUGGAGUCAGCAGUGGUAUCUGCAAGACACAAGAAUUACUCCAUCCCUGCCCAAACUGGAUCUCCAUGUUAUUCCUGUGUGGCAGAAAGGAUUCACAGGAGUCAUCAUCACCAUCCUGGAUGAUGGAUUGGAGUGGAAUCACACUGACAUCUAUGCUAACUAUGACCCAAAGGCAAGUUACGAUUUCAACAACAAUGAUCACGAUCCCUUUCCUAGAUAUGACCCAACAAAUGAAAACAAUCAUGGGACACGGUGUGCAGGGGAAAUUGCCAUGCAAGCCAACAACAGAAAAUGCAGAGUUGGCGUAGCCUACAACUCCAGGGUUGGAGGUAUACGGAUGCUGGACAGAAUAGUCACAGAUGCUAUUGAGGCCAGUUCAAUCGGUUUCAACCCAGAACAUGUGGAUAUUUACAGUGCAAGCUGGGGCCCUAAUGAUGAUGGCAAAACUGUGGAGGGGCCUGGGAGACUGGCACAGAAGGCUUUAAAGUAUGUGAUAAACCAGGGUCGAAAUGGGAAAGGCUCCAUUUUUGUGUGGACUUCAGGGAACGGAGGUCGCCAGGGUGACAGCUGCGACUGUGAUGAUUACACUGACAGCAUCUACAUCAUCUCCAUUAGCAGUGCUUCUCAGCAAGGGCUUUCUCCCUGGUAUGCAGAGAAGUGCUCCUCAACUCUGGCCACAGCAUACAGCAGCGGGGAUUACACUGACCAAAGAAUUACAAGUGUUGAUCUUCACAAUGAAUGUACAGAAACUCAGACAGGGACCUCUGCAUCUGCACCUCUGGCAGCAGGAAUUUUUGCUCUGGCGCUAGAAGCAAACCCAGAUCUAAUGUGGAGGGAUAUGCAGCACUUGGUAGUGUGGACCUCAGAAUAUGACCCACUGGCUGGAAAUCCAGGAUGGAAAAAGAAUGGAGCAGGACUGAUGGUCAACAGCCGAUUCGGGUUUGGGCUACUCAAGGCCAAUGCCUUGGUGCAUUUAGCUGAUCCCAAGAGAUGGAAAAGUGUACCAGAAAAGAGAGAGUGCAUUGUCAAAGACAAGAGCUUUGAACCCAGAUUAUUAAGAGCAAAUGAAGAAGUCAUUAUUGAAAUUCCCACAAAAGCCUGCGAGGGCCAAGAGAACUCCAUUGCAUCUCUGGAGCACAUGCAGCUCGAGGCAACAACUGAGUAUUCCUGUAGAGGUGAUCUGCAUGUUACUCUGGUUUCUCCAUCAGGUACAGGAGGAAAAGAUGCCACUGUCUUACUGGCUGAGAGAGAGAGGGACAAAUCUCCCAAUGGAUUCAAGAACUGGGACUUCAUGUCUGUCCACACGUGGGGGGAAAAUCCAGCAGGCACCUGGAUUUUAAGAAUUACUGAUAUGUCCAGGCGAAUACAAAAUGAGGGGAAGAUUGUAAACUGGAAAUUGAUUUUGCAUGGCACUGCUACCCAGCCCGAGCACAUGAAGCAGCCACGUGUGUAUACAUCCUACAAUGCUGUGCAGAAUGAAGGAGUGGAGAAGAUAAUGGAUCUUGUGGAGGACCAUACGACACUGGAGAGCCUGAGUGAAAAACCCAAGGCCACAGAAGACACCAGCAGUGACAAAGCAGAAGAUAAAACCCCUUCAGAAGCCAUGCUGCAUUUACUGCAAAGUGCUUUUAGCAGGCAGAUGGAUCAGAAGCAGCUGCCAAAGAAGACUGCAAGUGAGAAGUUAAACAUUCCACACAAACACUUCUAUCAAGCCCUCAGAAAAUUGAACAAGCCCUCCCAGUUAAGAGGCUCAGAAGAAAGUCUGUACAGUGACUACGUUGAUCUUUUUUACAAUGCCAAAUCUUACAAGCAUAGAGAUGAUAGACUGCUGCAAGUGUUGGUUGAUAUCAUAAAUGAGGGAAAUUAACUGUAGGGCAUGACACUGAGUUGGAAAUAUUAAUUCUCCCCACCUGUAGUUUUUUUUCCAAAGUCUGUGUACG
This is a messenger RNA of Melozone crissalis (California towhee), 2003 nucleotides long. Its product is annotated as neuroendocrine convertase 1-like. Gene Ontology annotation, molecular function: serine-type endopeptidase activity. The record is from RefSeq and is a predicted model, not a curated record. Gene Ontology annotation, biological process: protein processing. NCBI's taxonomy places the organism in Eukaryota, Metazoa, Chordata, Aves, Passeriformes, Passerellidae. Gene Ontology annotation, cellular component: Golgi membrane; trans-Golgi network.